GUUUUGGAAUUUCCAAGACGGGGGAAAAUGCAAAAAAAUGCACUCAACUGCAUAUGAAAGAGAAAUUAUGUAUAUAUGGAAAGUCGAAAAACAAAGAAGAAGAAAACAACAAUUUGAAGUUGGAAAUUGUUUUCGUGUCAUUGCGUAACACACGAAUUCAAACGGUCUAGUUGUUGCCAAUAUUAAAUGUUACAUACUUUUAUAAUACAACUAUUUAAUUUGUUAGUUUCACGUACAUGCAGCCACAAAUUGACAAGUCUAUAGAUAUGUAUUGCCCAUUAUUAUGAACACAUGUGUGCAGAUAUAUUUAAUAAACAUAUAUCAACUUAUUUCCGUUGACUGAGUUUUGUGCAGGUGCGCAAACACGGCAACAACACACCUUGUCGAUGUCUUCCGUCUGUGCGAAAAACCGAAAAAGAAGUUUUCGUGUAACAAUAAGAAAAUCACAAAGGAAAUCAAAACAAUGCAACAAACUGCGAGCAAUACGAAUGCCCAAUGCGCUACAUUCAGCAGAGAUCGCAGCAGAUCCACAAAUAUGAUACAAAUUCGCAUCAAGUGAAAUAAAGGUGAAAUAGCGCGUGAAUUCGAUCGUGGUGAAUCGCAAGUCGUAAAGCCAAUCCUUGACAGAGUUAUCAAAGCAAGAGUUGUUAAAAUCCAGAAAAAUUAUACAAGCUCGAAGCUCAAAUAAAGUGAAAAAUAAGUGAAUUCGGGCGUGAAUUGGCCGUGAUUUUGGCGUGAAUUCAAUCGUGGUGAAUCGCAAGACUUUUAGCCAAUCCUUGGCAGAUCCAACUAAAUCACGAAAGAGUUGUCAAAGCAAGAGUUGUCAAAAUCCAGAAAAAUGUUACAAGCUUGCAGCUUAAAUAAAGUGAAAUCGGGCGUGAAUUGGGCGUGAAUUCAAUCGUAAUGAAUCGCAAGACAUGAAGCCAAUCCUUGGCAGAUCCAGCUGUCAAUGUAGAGUAUACGUAAGACCUAUCAAAGCAAACGGGAGCCCAACAAAUGUGGGAACAAAGGCGAAACAAGUGAAAACACCCACAAUCCACAAUAUGGCCAUGAUGAUGAUGAUUUGCUAUUGCAAUAACUGUAUCGACAAUGCGAUCGCCCAACAUAAAUUGGUGGUUCGGAUCGGCGCGUGCGCUUGAGACGGGCGCUUUGGGGCCUCGGCACGGAAGCGAAACGGAGCGCAUUCCACGCCACAUUCCAGCUGGGAAUGGCCCCUGUGCCUUGGUCAUGAUCGUGUUAUAAAAUAAUUUGGACGCACUGUGCCAGCAAUCAUUCCAUAUCGAGCCACUCGAGCGAACGCAUCGCCAGCUUUUUCCUCAACCUCACAAAACACAAGCAAAAUGGAUAAUCGUCGUGUGCUGCUAAAGCUUUCGUUUGUGGCUGUGCUGGUGCUACUUUUUGUUGUGGUGCAGGAGACAAGCGCCGGCAGUCAACAGAAGAAGAAGAAGAUUGUCAUCCAUGUGCCAGUUCAUAAGAAGAUCGAGAAACAUGUGCAUACGAUUAUAAAGCAUGUGCAUCAUCAUCACAAGCCGAUUGUCCUAAAGGAGGAGAAGAAAAUAAUACACGAGGAGCAUCGUCCCAUACAAAUCCAUCAGACCAAAGAGCACAUACAUCAUCACGAAAAGCACGAUCAUGCACAUCACGAUCAUCACGAGCAUCACGAACACCAUCAUCCCAUCGAACAGGUGCCCAUCGAGCAGGAGGAGGAGGAGCACAUCCAUCAUCAUCAUAACUAUGAGCACAAAGAUGGGUUCAUUGGCAGCGAGACGGAUGCCAGCAGCAGCAGCAGCAGCAGCAUCGGCAGCAGUGAGGAGCGCUGACACUGAGUGCGGAGUAAACCACAGCGGCGACGUAGACUGAGGAUUAACUAAAGAGAAGAAAACACAAAACGUGGCUCGAUAUGUUCUGUGGGUGAUUUUAACUUUGUGAUGUAAUGCUUAGAUAUAGGCACAAAACUUCUUUUUUUUUUAAUUUUUUUUUUUUAUUAUAUAGUAAAAUAGCUUAAGUAUCGGGGUAUUGCGAAAAUAAACUGGUAAAAAAAAAACAAA
Messenger RNA from Drosophila virilis, 2048 nucleotides. RefSeq names its product histidine-rich glycoprotein. NCBI's taxonomy places the organism in Eukaryota, Metazoa, Arthropoda, Insecta, Diptera, Drosophilidae. The record is from RefSeq and is a predicted model, not a curated record.